AUGCAUAUCUCAAUGCUUGCUAUCCCUUUUUCUUUGACAUUUUUGGCUGCUGCUGCUCCAUUCCACCAGCCUAGGGUAUGUUUCAAUGGCAACCUACAAAACAAGGAAAUAACUCACAUCCUGAGUAGGCUGGACAUUCAGAUCAAUCCAGUACUAACCCUUCCAAGUCUGGUUCUACGUCACCUUCAACCAAUAAUAACUCUGGAAGACCAUGCUGCAGAAUUACAAUCAGAGGUAGAUCUAAGCUCUAUAAAGCAUGGUGAUUUGCACGAUGUUGCGGUCUCUGGUGUCGAUGGAGGAUUUUAUCUCACUGACAGUCUUUUGGCAGCUGCUCAAUUUGCAUGCCGGAACCUCGAGGCGAAAGCAUAUGUUCUUGAGUACAAAUGGACUGGUGCAAAUCUCCCUGUGAAAGAAUACCAGAAAGGGGCCGAGUUUACUGCAUUCCUUGAUUAUGAUAAGCAUGCAGCCCUUGACCAGAUAAUGGUAGACAAUGAUAUGAUCACUGGCCCAAUGACGGAUAAAUAUGCUGAUGCAUUGAUCACCCCAUAUUUUAGACAAUAUGCAGUGAUUAAGCAACGGGCUGCCACAAACAACCUCAAGUACACCUCAACAUAUGAAGUUCCUUGCACUGCUGUCCCUGUUGGAAAAGAUCUUCUUGCUGAGUACUAUACUGCCAGUCAGAAGUCAAGUCCCAAUUUUGAUAAAUUGGUCAAGCUUCUGAUGCAAUGUGAACCUGGCAUUGGUCCCUGGCAGCAGGCAGUAGAUGCAGAGAAUAUUAAAGCUUGCCUACCUGCUGAGGAGCGGCAUUAUUUAUUGCUAACUGAAGGCAGAGGAAUUUUGGAGGAACCACAUAAAUCAGAUACUUUUCUCUUCCUGCUUUUUACUGCAGACUUUGGAUGGGGAAGGUGUGGAAUGAACCUGGGCUAUCACCAAUUCCACAAAGAAGAUGUGUCUUGGAAUCCAAUGCAAUACCCUUUCAGUCAAGAGUCUGGCAAUCCGAAUCUGUGUUAUCUCAGGGAAGGCAUAGAGGGUCCGGGGAAUUGGCAGUUAGGGAUGUCAUAUGUGCGUAUUUAUGUUGGGUGGAAGGUGGAAGGUGGAGUUUGUGCCAAAACAACCAAGUGGUCAACAAGCAACUGCCACGGAGUUGAAGUGGCCACUGAGUUACAGGCCCUCCAUAUGUCCAUUACUGUCUUCUGCCUAGGCUCAUCAUGUGACUUGGUGUUAUGGGAUUUCAAAUGGAGGCUCUGCUAUACAACAGCCCACAAUGCUUUAGAGCAGAGGCAUAAGCACUUACUUAAAUGCAACUGGUCUGUUGACUGGAAACAUUGGUAUGGCCAUGGUGUAAGAGAUGGAACUCAGUCAGCAAAUGAUGGAAGUAAGCUCACUGACAGGGUUGAGGCAUUUGCUGUGUGGUACUGCACCCAUUAUACAAUAUUAUCCACAUUGGCAGGGAAAUUGGGAAAAGUAGGCUAUUCAGCAGACCUACGGGAGCUUCAUGACAGCGAUAUCAGGGCUAUUUUCCAUGGGAAUGAAGAGACUUUAUGGCUUGGGGAAGGCUAUGUCAUGAUUUUGUGGAUUUGGAAUACCUCAGGUAUUGAGGAAACAGAUGAUCUGAUCUCCUUGUCAUUCAACUUGAGCUGA
Lentinula edodes (shiitake mushroom) is the source of this 1641-nucleotide messenger RNA. RefSeq lists its product as uncharacterized. The record is from RefSeq and is a predicted model, not a curated record. NCBI's taxonomy places the organism in Eukaryota, Fungi, Basidiomycota, Agaricomycetes, Agaricales, Omphalotaceae. The transcript is spliced from 11 exons. The coding region runs from base 1 to 1641 and encodes 546 amino acids.